CCUUACCUAUAAUAGCCUUGAGGGUCAGUUCACACUACAUGCGUUUCAUGUGCUUUUUUUCUGCAUCCAAAAUGCACAGAAAGUAGGUUAUAUGUUUGUCAAUGUCAUAGUUCACAUCAGUGCUUGCAGUUCCAGUGCGAUACGGUUGCAAAAAAAAAGUAGAACAGGCUGCAUUUUGUUCUGCACAGAACUGUAUUGGAACGUGGUAAAAUGCACAAGAACACACUGGAACGCACCAAAAACGCACUGGAAUGCACAUGUCCCUAUUUAAAUUGAAGAAAAAGAGGGGGGAAAAUUAACUAGAAUACAUA
Molecule: messenger RNA, 311 nt
Organism: Staurois parvus
Lineage: Eukaryota; Metazoa; Chordata; Amphibia; Anura; Ranidae
Source: the annotation of a GenBank genome assembly